AUGCAAUCUUUCCGUAAAAUUUGGAAUAAACCUCGUCCAGAUGAUUGGAUGCCACUCGCUAGAUUCUACUAUGCCGAUUCAGCACUGAAUGACAUUGCAAGCGAGCUCGAUUCAUUCGAUGGCAGAAGAGAUCCGGACAGAUGUAACGCUUUGGUCACAAGACUUCGUGUGGCUCAGGAUCGUGUUCUACAUAUCAUUACUGAAAUGCUGAUACACUUGUAUCCACGAGAGCAGGAUCGAGCAUGCCGAGAUUUCCGCAUCAAGUUUCCCGACGAAAUUUUGCACGACACAUUGCCAGGACAACUGUGGUUUGGAGCAGAGUGCCUGUCCGCUGGAUCUAACAUCAUUGACCACGAGACAGAAUCGGAUCUGAUUCGACCGCUAGCAAAGGAAGUGACGAAACAGCUUGACAUUCUUAGGGACUUGCUCAAGAACCAAUCUCUACGCGAUCCAUCUGCAUACAAUCCAGUCAUCAAGGAGAACUUGCUCAAGUUUGACAAGUUGUUUGCCGAAUUCGAGUAUCAAUAUGUGUCGGCGAUGGUUCCAGUCAAAUCGGUCAAAGAGCACGAUUCUCAGCUGGAUGUUGCUGUUCUCUUCUCUGAAGUACUCUCGCUGGCACUAGAGAAGGAUCUGAUCACACAAGACCUCAUCGACUACUGUGACCCAUCAGUGAUGAUCGCCAUUCCGCGACUUGGCAUCGUAUGGGGACUGUUAGUCUACUCGGAAGGAGCGCUCAACGUUGACGUGCCCGCCGAAAAUCUAUCGGAAAUGUUCCGCCCAUUCUACUCACUUCUUGUCAAAAUCCGCAACUUGUUGAGAAUACUGACUCCAGUGGAGCUUACACGGCUGGAGACGGUUCUCUGCAAAGGUGAGACUGCUGUACCGGAAGACUCGUCCAGUAAACUCACAAUGAGCGACUUCCGCACGAAUGCCACCGACGAGGAGAAGGCGAAGAACAACCAAAGAGUGUGGAUGUGUGACAUGCCAUCGGACAGUACAAGCUCUCUAGACUCUGAUCUUCGGGAUAGUGCUAGUGAGGCCACAUCUCUAGCAUCGUCUGGUCUGACGAGUCCAAGCUCUGGAAGCGAAGAUAACCUCAACCGAAUGGUGGAUAAAUCAGAUGAGGAGUUGGACGAUGACGUCAUUGAAACUGCAUCAUCCGAAGAAAACGAAAGCGACAGCAACAACGAGAACGUUGAAAUGGUGGCGUCGUCAGGAGACAGCAGUGAAACUGAGUCCAACUCGAAAGAAAACGAAGAAGACGUGGACGAGCAGGCAACUCUUCAAGCUUUGGCACAUGAGACUGCGGAGCAAUUGGUUGCGAUUAAGAAGAAGCACGAGAAGCAUAGCAAAAUAAUUAUUCCAAUGCAAAACGAGCCAAGGACUCUUAUCGAUCCGAAGAACCUGAGAUCUCGCUUCCGUUCCUCCGAAGACCUCGUGCAUCGACUUUUUGUGUGCAUCGCUGGCGUCGCUGACCAGCUUCAAACCAACUACUCCAGUGAAAUCAGAAAGGUGUUGAAGAUAAUUCUUCAGCCCUCAGAGGUGAUCCCAGUCUACGAGGUGGUCAACGCACAAGUCGCAAAUAAUUCCACCGAAGGCGAAGAGACCGGUGUUGAGGCACAGGAGACGUUACCACUUCCUGCAUUCAUGGGUGUCCGAUGGGUUCCGGAUGAGGAUUGCGAACAGUGCACCGCCUGCUCCAUGCCAUUCAAUUUCGUUCGUCGUCGUCAUCACUGCCGCAACUGUGGACGCAUUUUCUGUCACAAGUGCUCUUGCAAUUCUAUCAGCAUUCCGGAGCACGGAUAUGAUAGAAAGGUUCGCGUCUGCAAUCUCUGCUACGUGCAUCGACUCAAUCCUUUCGGAUGCAACGAGCAAAGUCAAGCCAGCGAGAAUAACACUGGCAUUUCUUCGGUAGCUGAGCAAUCAUCCGCUCAGGCAACAUCAGCAUCUUCAUGA
This is a messenger RNA of Caenorhabditis briggsae, 1956 nucleotides long. It is a transcript of the gene Cbr-lst-2, whose product is annotated as Protein CBR-LST-2. Gene Ontology annotation, cellular component: early endosome membrane. The transcript has 9 exons. Bases 1 to 1956 code for a protein of 651 amino acids. The record is from RefSeq and is a predicted model, not a curated record. Lineage: Eukaryota; Metazoa; Nematoda; Chromadorea; Rhabditida; Rhabditidae. Gene Ontology annotation, molecular function: metal ion binding.